GUACUCUAACCGUUUUCAACAGUUGCCGACUUUUACAGCAAAAUAAUUCCAUUACAAUACCAAAAUGGACACCAAGCAGAAAUCGACACGUUCGUCUUCCUUAAAAAAGACAAUUUUAGAAGAACAAGAUGAACACCAGUACACGCAGCUGAAGAAGAAAGACGUUGUUGCUGACGACCAGGUGACCGAUGGUGGAACUGCACGACCGCUCCUGCUCCUUGUGUUGAUAUUCAUAAUCGCACUUGGAAUACUGGGCCUUGUGUAUCUCAAUUUCCCAAAUCUCACACAGGAUGAAAAGCAGCAUAUCACAUUGCCGAAAAAUAUUGAAGAUGCAAAGAAUCUUGGGAAGGUUUUGUCAAGAUAUACCGACAAAUACUACUACCAAGUUCUUUCUGGCUAUUUUAUAGCAUACAUUUUCUUGCAGUCUUUUGCAAUCCCAGGCUCCAUAUUUCUGAGUAUAUUAUCAGGCUUUCUCUUCCCAUUCCCUCUCGCAUUGUUCAUGGUUUGUCUGUGCUCUGGUCUAGGAGCCACAUUUUGCUACCUGUUGUCAUUGCUAGUGGGGCGCAGGCUGGUGAUCAAGUACAUUCCAGAUCGCGUCCGUGAAUGGCAGGCACAUGUAAAUCACCAUAGAGAGCAUUUGUUGAACUACAUCAUCUUCCUGCGUAUCACACCGUUCUUGCCAAACUGGUUCAUCAAUAUAGCAUCACCUGUGAUCAACGUUCCACUUCUACCAUUCUUCAUUGGCACAUUUUUAGGUGUAGCCCCUCCCUCGUUCGUCGCCAUCCAGGCGGGGACCACGCUUCAUCAGCUGACCUCUUCUGGCGAUGCUGUCUCGUACAGGAGCAUGGCUGUCUUGGGGAUAUUUGCUGUGGUCUCUUUGCUUCCAGUUCUCUUCAAGAGGAAGCUGAAAGCCAAGUUUGAUUGAAAUCCUUGCGCGCAUGUAUAUUGCUGUGUCACUGUUUGGGAAAGCCUUAUGUGUGGAUUGGAGUAACACAUGCGAUUUUGAUGUGUUUUUUUCCGGAAAGGUCCAAGAAAUGGUAAAUGGUGCUGCUUUUGUGGACUUAGUAGGGAUUGGGUAUGCUUGUUGUUGUUUUUAUUCCUCUUUAUGAAUACAAAAUUACCCUGAGUUUAAGUUAAGUGGUUUAUUUUUUAACAGAAAACAGCAAUAGCACAUGAUAUGUCAGUGAAUAUGCUGUAAGGAUAGCACUUAUGUUGAAUUCAACAGUGGGUGCUCCUGAACAGCUUGUAUGAGUAGUGGGCAGCAUGGCAAAAUAUUCUAGUGUUUUUUACCAAAAAACUAAACAAUAAACCCCUACUAUAUCUAGAACAAUAGCAGAUUAUAUAACAUAAAAUGUACUAAAUGAAAUGUUUGGGCUGAAUGUAUUUAUUUAUUUGUAUCAUACUUAGUAUUAACUAACUAUAUAUAAUAUGCAUUAGUAUAAUACAUAGUAUUAACUAGUAAACAAUCUGUAUGUCACUGUAAUGUUAAUUAGAUGUAUAAAUUGUAUCUGAUUAAGCAUCCUACCUCCUUUGUUAAUAAUAUUAUUCUUAAUAAAGUCAACAAGAACACAUUUCUUUUUUAAAUGCAUGCCGUUGACAAAUAAACAGAUUUAACUCAAACCUUAAACAUAGAGAUUUUUUAUGGCCCCCCUCGCCACCUUUUGUUUGGUAUUAGUCAUAACUUUGACAUAUGUCAAUGGAAUAUAAAGUAACUUGGCACAAAGGUCAACCAUAUAUUAAGCCGACAUGUCACAUCUGAGUCUGGUCUUUCUAGCUCAAAUGGGCAGGUCACUCUUGAUAUUCAAAUUUGGUCAUUAAGCAGUGGAGUUUUUAGACAAAAUAUGAAACAUUGGGGCAUCAAAGUUCUAUGGGUACAUUUUUUUUUAUUGAUUUGUAAUUAUGUAUGUGUUGAUUUGUAAACUAUUUUAUUUCGUUUAAUUUAUUUAUAUUUUAAAUUUAUGUUUGUGUAUAUAUUUCUCCUUUUAAAUUGUUUGCAGUAAAAGCUGUUCAAAGUACUUGCUUAGCUUUCAACUUCAUUUUUGUUUAACUCAAUAUUGUCAAAAAAAUUGUUCUCAAAAUUGAAUUUAAAUGUAUGUGCAGGAAUUAUGAUUGGAAUAUUUUUCAAUGUUGUGAUACAUGGUUGGAAUUUAACAAAUAAAAACAUAUAUGUGAAUACAUGUACAUAUCUAAAAAGAAUUGCAAUCGUGAAAGCCUUUUACUUGUUCAUGACCAGCUUUUCUGUUCAAAUCUGUACUUUAUAGACUGGUAUUUCUCACACGAAAAAAGUUGUACUAUUGGUAUGUAUAAGAUAAAUAUGUCUAUUUAUUAGCUCGGCUGUUUUUCGGAGAAAACCCGAGGUAUUGUUAUAGCCAGUCCGUUGUCAUGUCCGCCGUCCGGUCCGCGUCAUGCUAAUGCCUUAACAUUUUGUCAAGGUUUUGAACAUUAGCUCUAAAAUCAAAGUGCUUCACCCUACAACUUUGAAACUUCAUAUGUAGCUGCACCUUGAUGAGUUCUACAUGCCACACACAUUUUUGAGUCACUAGGUCAAAGGUCAAGGUCAUUGUGACCUCUAAAAAAAAAAAAAUUCUGACAAGCUUUCAUCUAUUCAAAACUGCACCCACAGCUGAGCGUGGCACCCGUUAUGCGGUGCUCUUGUUUGAUGCUUCUGAUGGUUAAUAUAGAAAUAUCAGUGCAUUGAAACUGAUAUUUCACUGUUUCAAACCGUGAAAAAUAACAGUGAACAUUAUCGAUAAUUUUCAUUGUUUGAUUGAAAUUAUUUUAGAUAUCUUUGGUUUCCCCAUUGUGACCCCCUAAUGUUACCAAUAUUACCAAGGGAAACUACUCUGCAUUAAAAGUUUAUAAAAACAUUUAUAUAUGCUUCCCUUCAACAUUCAUGAAAUACAUGUUACAUAUCGAGGCGCCAAACUGGGAAUAAAAUUGUCCGUAAUGGCAAAAAAACACAAAUAAUCAUUUGUAAGCAUAUAAUAAAAAGAAAAUUUGCUGGAAUAGGUGGAAUAUUGAUUUUAAUUCACUCCUGGUCGUAGAAAAAAUAUUUUUCACAAGUGGCGCAUCAUUAUAAUCAAUUGCGAAUUAAAAUCGAUAUUCAACCAAAUCCAACAAAUAUCCUCUAUAUAAUCAUCUUUGAAAGCAGGAAAUAGCCAUUAUCAUUGAUAAUGUGUAUGUUUGGGUAUAUUCAGUAUUGGAGACAAAGGAGCCAUUACUUUAUUAUACCCCCACAAACGAAGUUUAGGGGGGUAUAUAGGAGUGAACUUGUCGGUCGGUCUGUCAUUCUGUCAGUCCGUAUUAAGUGUCCGCUCUCUAAUUCAAGUAGUUUUCAUCCGAUCUUCACCAAACUUGGUCAGAAGUUGUAUCUACAUGAUGUCUAGACCAAAGUCGAACAUGGGCCUUUCUGGGUCAAAAACUAGGUCACGGUGUCACUUCGUGCGUUUUAAACAUUCAGCAUGUUGUCCGCUCUCUAAUUCAAGUAGUUUUUAUGCGAUCUUCACCAAACUUGGUCAGAAGUUGUAUCUAGAUGAUGUCUAGGCAAAGUUCGAACAUGGGCCUUGCCGGGUCAAAAACUAGGUCACAGGGUCACUUAGUGCGUUUUAAACAUUCAACAUGUUGUCUGCUCUCUAAUUCAAGUAGUUUUCAUCCGAUCUUCACCAAACUUGGUCAGAAGUUGUAUCUACAUGAUGUCUAGGCCAAGUUCAAACAUGGGCCUUGCCGGGUCAAAAACUAGGUCACGGGGUCACUGAGUGCGUUUUUUAACAUUCAGCAAGGUGUCCUCUCUCUUAUUCAAGUAGUUUUCAUGCGAUCUUCACCAAACUUGGUCAGAAGUUUUAUCUAGAUGAUCUGAAGGCCAAGUUCGAGCAUGGGCCAUAGAAGAUCAAAAACUAGGUCACAGGGUCACUUAGUACGUUUUACACAUUGAGCAUAGUGUCCGCUCUCUGAUUCAAGUAGUUUAAUAGUUUAAAUCAGAUCUUCACCAAACUUGGUCAGAAGUUGUAACUAGAUGAUGUGUAGGUCAAGUUCAAACAUGGGCCAUGCCGGGUCAAAAACUAGGUUACGGUGUCUCUUAGUGUGUUUUAAACCUCAUUAUGUUGUCCGCUCUCUAAUUCAAGUAGUUUUUAUCCAACCUUCACCAAAUUUGGUCAUAAGUUGUAUCUUGAUAAUGUCUAGGGCAAGAUUGAAUAUGGGUCAUGCCGGGUCAAAAACAAGGUCACAGGGUCACUUAGUGCGUUUUAAAGAUCACAACGUUGUCCGCUCUCUAAUUCAAGUAGUUUUCAUCCAAUCUUCACCAAACUUGGUCAGAAGUUGUAUCUAGAUGAUGUCUAGCUCAAGUUUGAAUAUGGGUCACGCCGGGUCAAAAACUAGGUCACGGGGUAUCUUAGUGCGUUUUAAACCUCACCAUGUUGUCCGCUCUCUAAUUCAAGUAGUUUUCAUCCAAUCCUCACCAAACUUGGUCACAAGUUUUAUCUAAAUGAUCUCUAGGACAAGUUUGAACAUGGGCCAUUCUGGGCCUAAAACUAGGUCACGGGGUCACUUGGUGUGUUAUUUAACAUUCAGCAUGGUGUCCGCUCUCCAUUUCAAGUAGUUUACAUCCUAUCUUCACCAAACUUGGUCAGAAGUUUUAUGGAGAUGAUCUCAAGGCCAAGUUAGAACAUGGGCCUUUCUUGGUAAAAAACAAGGUCGAGGGAUCAAUUAGUGCGUUUUAAAAAUUGAGCAUGGUGUCCGCUGUUUUUUGUGAAGACGACAUGCAAAAUAUUAUGUGUCAAUGCGGCAUGCGGGGGUAUUCGUCACGUCUGUGACAAAGCCCUAGUUGCUUCUGGAUAUUUAUAAAACUACAACUGCCUUAACCUGUUGAAUCUCAUUCCCAAAAAUUUGUCAGAUUUGUCAUGUUUAGAAUGCGCUUCAAGGUUAAACAGAAUGAUUAAAGUAAAAGUCGGAAAAACUGUAUUUCCUAAACAAACAGAAAUUAUUUACAAUUUAGUUGAAUGUUUAUAUUAAACUGUAUUCUUUUAUUCAAAAUAAGCAACAUUUUUGAAAUGUAUUGGCAUUUUAACUAUUGGUUAUGUAACAAGUUUAUGACUGUAUAGGCCAUAGUUUUGAAUCACAAUAUUGCUAUAUGCCUGUGUGCUUAUGUUAGUCAAGGCACAUGUGUUUGAAUCACAUUGAAUGAUUUAUGUUAUGGUCUGUGAGUAUGGUCUUGUUAUGUUUAUACAGAAUUUGUGAUGUUAAUUGAAAGUAAAACAGUCACUAUUCACUACAUAAAAGUAAAAACAUGAUGUUGUGUAGGUUGUUGUAAGAAAUGUGUACCAAAAUAAAAAAAAUCUGAUCUGUGCCCAUAUUCACCAACCUGACACUUAAUAAUUAAGAUUAGACUUAGCUUGAAGAAAGGUUGAUUCAGUGGGUGAAUGUAUACUGGCUACAAACGUGUUCUAUGUCAAUAUGUAUUUGUUGUUAGAGAAGAAAUGUGUGGUAAUAAGUGUUAAAUUCCAUGUAAAUAAUGAACUGUAUUAGAACAUACCAGUUUUAAGAAUACUCUUUAUUUUUAGUCUUGAGACUAAGAAUUGGUUCGUGUAUUAUCCAGCCUGAAGUCAAAAUGUCAGAACUCUUCGUUUUUGGAAUUGAACCUUUGGCAACAGUUUCCUGCCAAUUGUUGAAAUAUACGUCAUACUUUUAUAUAUUCGGAGAAAAGGUCUUAUUUAUCAUUGAAGGUACUCAUUUUAAUUGUUUGUAUAAUAAUAUAAUAAAGCCAUAAAACUUGAUGCUCAAA
Molecule: messenger RNA, 5776 nt
Organism: Dreissena polymorpha
Lineage: Eukaryota; Metazoa; Mollusca; Bivalvia; Myida; Dreissenidae
Product: transmembrane protein 41B-like
Exons: 7
Coding region: 65-925 (286 amino acids)
Cellular component (GO): endoplasmic reticulum membrane
Source: RefSeq, a predicted model, not a curated record